This is a messenger RNA of Oryzias latipes (Japanese medaka), 2507 nucleotides long. It is a transcript of the gene galnt6, whose product is annotated as UDP-N-acetyl-alpha-D-galactosamine:polypeptide N-acetylgalactosaminyltransferase 6 (GalNAc-T6). Gene Ontology annotation, biological process: protein O-linked glycosylation. Lineage: Eukaryota; Metazoa; Chordata; Actinopteri; Beloniformes; Adrianichthyidae. Gene Ontology annotation, cellular component: Golgi apparatus. Gene Ontology annotation, molecular function: polypeptide N-acetylgalactosaminyltransferase activity. The record is from RefSeq and is a predicted model, not a curated record.
CCACACUGCUCUCAAAUCCAGUUUGACUUCUUAAAGACUUAAGGGCGACGGGUAACCGGCUGACCUGGCAACUUUGUACUGAAGAAAAAAGAGAGAGGGGUGGGGGGAGUUGGAGCGUCUCGUGCGGCAGAGCAGGUGUAGGACACAACCAGCCACAAGAGCAGUAAGAUCAUCUGGGAAAUGCGUGUGUUUUGGCGCCGUCGCAUGUCCCCGCUGAAGCUGGUGAUCUUUGGAGGGACCCUUUUCAUGUUGGUGCUGGUGGUUCUCCAGAGAGAUGUGGGCUCUGCUUCUGCUGGGGAUCCCUGGUUGCAAGAUCUGGCAAACAAAAGGGACAAAGUGAUAGUCAUGGUCAAAGAGGCUGUGAACAACAUGGGUUUCCAGAUUGGAGCUCCAGAGCCACCACCGGUACAACAGCAGCCCACAGAGGACACUAAAUGCCCCACUGGCUUUUACACUCAGCGUGAGCUCAAACCCCACCUGGAGAGACCUCCUCAAGACCCCCAAAGCCCUGGGGCAGACGGGAGGGGAUUUCAUAAGGAGCACAUGAGCCCGGAGGAGGAGAAGGAGAAAGAGGAGGGCUUGAAGCGGCAUUGUUUCAACCAGUUUGCCAGUGACCGGAUCUCGCUCAGCCGCAGUCUUGGGGAAGACACAAGGCCUCCGGAGUGUGUGGAGAGAAAGUUUCCUCGCUGCCCUGCUCUGCCCACCACCAGUGUCAUCAUAGUCUUUCACAAUGAGGCUUGGUCCACACUCCUCAGGACGGUCUACAGCGUCCUUCACACAUCUCCUGCUAGCCUCCUUAAAGAGAUCAUAUUGGUUGAUGAUGCCAGUGUAGCAGAGCACCUUAAGAGUCAACUAGAGGACUUUGUGAAACAUCUAAAGAUUGUUCGUGUGGUGAGGCAGCCGGAGAGGAAAGGUCUCAUCACAGCCAGGCUGCUGGGUGCCAGCAUUGCCACAGCUGAAGUUCUCACCUUUCUUGAUGCACACUGUGAGUGUUUCCAUGGUUGGCUAGAACCUCUCUUGGCUCGCAUUGUUGAAGAACCAACUGCAGUGGUUAGCCCAGAAAUCACCACUAUUGACCUCAAUAACUUUAAUUUUAACAAACCUAUUGCCACUAAUCGCGCCUACAACCGCGGUAACUUCGACUGGAGCCUGACGUUUGGCUGGGAAGCCAUCCCCGAAGAGGCAAGGAGGCUGCGCAAGGACGAAACCUACCCUGUAAAAACGCCUACUUUUGCUGGAGGACUCUUUUCAAUCUCAAAGAAGUACUUUGAACAUAUUGGAACAUAUGAUGACAAAAUGGAGAUUUGGGGUGGAGAAAAUGUGGAAAUGUCCUUUAGGGUGUGGCAGUGUGGGGGUCAACUAGAGAUCAUCCCAUGUUCAGUUGUGGGCCACGUCUUCCGCACAAAAAGCCCACAUACCUUCCCCAAGGGCACUGAGGUCAUCACUCGAAACCAGGUGCGCCUCGCUGAGGUCUGGAUGGACGACUACAAGAAGAUCUACUAUCGCCGCAACAAGAACGCUGCAAUUAUGGCACAGGAGAAAAAGUACGGAGACAUUUCUGAUCGUCUGAAGUUGAGGGAAGAUCUUCAUUGCAAGAACUUCUCCUGGUAUCUAAACACAAUCUACCCAGAAAUCUUUGUUCCGGAUUUAACCCCAGAGAAAUUUGGAGCAAUUAAAAACCUAGGAUCUGAUACUUGCUUGGAUGUUGGAGAGAACAACCAGGGAGGUAAACCUGUGAUUAUGUACAUGUGUCACAACAUGGGAGGCAACCAGUACUUUGAGUAUUCGUCUCAUAAGGAGCUGCGUCAUAACAUUGGAAAGCAGCUUUGCCUUCAAGCCUUUGACCAUCCGGAGCAGGUGAGGAUUGAGCUGUGCCAGCUGAAGGGGAAAGGUACCGAUGUGGCACCUCAACAGCAGUGGAUCUUUACAGAGGAAAAUCUUCUGAAGAACCCAAGCAGUGGGAAAUGUUUACAGCUGAAAGGAGGCAAAGUAUACAUGGACUCCUGUAAUUCUGCAGAUAUGCACCAGCAAUGGGCCUUCAGCUGACCUCCCAGUAUAACAGUCAGGUGGCUUUUAGCACUUUGUACCCCUCUCAUUGAAGCUGAUUUGACACUGAUCCAGAAGGAGAUGCUACGGAUCUUUGAGAACUUGGACAUUUAGCGAUGACCAACGAGAAAAGGAAUUUUAGAAAUAAUCAUAUCUGGUGGAAAGCCCCUAAGUUGGGUUGGUUUUAAUUGUUUUUAAAUGUAUUUAUUGGAAAAAAACUUGAGAAGUUUGACCAAGGUGGGGAAUUUUAACUACAAGUAUGAAUUUUGUAUUUCUGGGUGGAAGCCAAGUGCAAAUGUUGACAUGCUUAGACCUUUACACAAUUGUUCUCAUGUUUCUGCCAAUAAUAUUAUUUUUAAUUAUUUUAUUGUUGGGUGAGAUAGUGAAUGUUUAUAUGUGAUGGGUAUGAGUGAGAGAUGUCUGUUUAUUUUUAAUAAAAAUAUUUCUUUGUUUACAAAAAU